CUCUUUCACUCCCUGUAGCCAACAUGGCAGUCGGCAAGAAUAAGAGACUGACCAAAGGCGGCAAAAAAGGUGCCAAAAAGAAGAUUGUCGAUCCUUUUUCCAAGAAGGACUGGUAUGAUGUCAAGGCACCAGCCAUGUUCAACAUCCGCAAUAUUGGCAAGACCUUGGUCUCCAGGACUCAGGGAACCAGAAUCGCCUCUGAUGGUCUUAAGGGACGUGUGUUCGAGGUGAGCCUCGCUGACCUGCAGAACGACGAGGUGGCCUUCCGCAAGUUCAAACUCAUCACCGAGGAUGUUCAGGGCAAGAACUGCCUGACCAACUUCCACGGCAUGGACCUGACCCGCGACAAGAUGUGCUCCAUGGUCAAGAAAUGGCAGACUAUGAUUGAAGCCCAUGUGGAUGUGAAGACCACCGACGGCUAUCUUCUGCGUCUGUUUUGCGUGGGCUUCACAAAGAAGCGCACCAACCAGAUCAGAAAGACGUCCUACGCCCAGCACCAGCAGGUCCGUCAGAUUCGCAAGAAGAUGAUGGAGAUCAUGACCCGCGAGGUUCAGACCAACGACCUGAAGGAAGUCGUCAACAAGAUGAUCCCCGACAGUAUUGGUAAGGACAUUGAGAAGGCCUGCCAGUCCAUCUACCCGCUCCACGACGUCUUUGUUCGCAAGGUCAAGAUGCUGAAGAAGCCCAAGUUUGAGUUGGGAAAACUGAUGGAGCUCCACGGUGAGGGCAGCGGAGCCAGCACCACUGUAAAGGCAACUGGUGAUGACACUGGAGCCAAGGUGGAGAGGGCUGACGGCUAUGAGCCUCCCAUCCAGGAAACAGUCUAAACCACCCUGACAGAUUUAAUAAAAAAUGUAAAUGACCAA
Molecule: messenger RNA, 866 nt
Organism: Pseudoliparis swirei
Lineage: Eukaryota; Metazoa; Chordata; Actinopteri; Perciformes; Liparidae
Gene: rps3a
Product: ribosomal protein S3A
Exons: 6
Coding region: 24-827 (267 amino acids)
Biological process (GO): translation
Cellular component (GO): ribosome; cytosol
Molecular function (GO): structural constituent of ribosome
Source: RefSeq, a predicted model, not a curated record